AUGCCUGCGCGAGCCAGAGCAAGACCGAAAAGGUCUUCAGAAGGCAAGGUCCUGAAGAGAAAAAGGGAGAACGAUGAUCAUGACAGGCUGAAAAAGGCGAUUGACGAAUUUGAUCCCAAGGCUGCCCCCGUCAAGAGUUUUACCGAUCUCCCCAUCUGCGAAGCCACCGCAUCCGGCCUGCGAGCCUCCCACUUUGAUACCCUUACCGAUGUCCAAGCCCGCGCCAUUCCCUCCGCUCUCAAGGGCAACGACCUCCUCGCCGCCGCAAGGACUGGCAGUGGCAAGACGCUCGCCUUCCUAAUUCCUGUUCUCGAGAAGCUCUAUCACGCCCGGUGGACCAACAAUGUCGACGGCCUGGGCGCCCUCAUCAUCUCGCCCACCCGUGAGCUAGCCGUCCAGAUCUUUGACGUCCUGCGCAAGAUUGGACGUUACCAUGACUACUCCGCCGGCCUGGUCAUCGGCGGCAAGAGCCUGAAAGAGGAGGCAGAGCGCAUUGAUCGGAUGAAUAUCCUCGUCUGCACUCCCGGCCGCAUGCUGCAGCACCUCGACCAGAGCUUUGGCCUCAACGUGUCCGACCUGCAGAUCCUAGUGCUCGACGAGGCGGACCGCAUCAUGGACAUGGGCUUCCAGCACGCGGUGGAUGCCCUGGUUGAGCACCUUCCCAAGGAGAGACAGACUCUGCUGUUCAGCGCCACCCAGAGCAAGAAGGUCUCGGACCUGGCCAGAUUGAGUCUGAAGGACCCGGAGUAUGUGUCAGUCCAUGAGGCCGCGGAGACAGCAACACCGAGCACGCUCGAGCAGUCGUAUAUUGUCACACCGCUUCCCGAGAAGUUGGACACAUUGUACGGCUUCAUACGAUCAAGCCUAAAGAGCAAGACGGUCGUGUUUUUGUCGUCUGGCAAGCAGGUGCGAUUCGUAUACGAGACAUUCCGUCAGCUACAACCUGGUAUUCCCCUGCUACAUCUGCACGGGCGACAAAAACAGGAGGCACGGUUGCAGGUCACCCAGAGGUUCACAUCGGCGAAGCACGCCUGCCUGUUUGCCACGGAUGUGGUGGCACGAGGUGUGGACUUCCCUGCAGUCGACUGGGUCAUCCAGGUGGACUGCCCUGAAGACGCGGAUACAUACAUCCAUAGGGUCGGCCGGACAGCCAGGUAUCAGAGCAAGGGACGGGCAGUUUUGUUCCUCGACCCGAGUGAGGAAGAAGGCAUGAUAAAGAGGCUGGAGCACAAGAAAAUCCCCCUACAGAGGACCAACGUGAAGGACCACAAGAAGAAGAGCAUCAGGAACCAGCUGCAAAGCAUGGCAUUCAAGCAGCCGGACAUCAAAUACCUGGCACAGAAGGCAUUCGUCACCUACGUCCGCUCGAUAUACCUCCAGAAGGACAAGGAGGUGUUCGAUAUGAAGAAGCUGGACUUGGACGGAUACGCAUCCAGUCUAGGUCUGCCGGGUACACCACAGAUCAAGUUCCAGAAGGGUGAAGACAUCAAGAAACUCAAAAACGCACCAAGGAUGGCACAGUCGAGCGGGUCAGAAGACGAAUCAGACGACGAGGGCAGGAAACCAAAGGGCAAAGAGGAAGUCCGAACAAAGGUGCAGAAGAUGUUCGAACGAACGAACCAGGACGUCCUGUCGAGCCACUACCGCAAGAUGGUUGGCGAUGGGGACGACGACGACGAUGACGAAGAAGCCGACUUCUUCAAGGCGAAACGCGUCCUGAACGAUGAAGAUCUGGACCAGGCCGCAGCGAAGCGCAGUGGUCGCGGCGGAGACGAUGCACAGCCCAAGGUGGUCGACCUUGGCGGGGACCAGCAGCUGAUUGUGGACUCGAAGCGCCGCGAGAAGCUGCUGACGUCCAAGAAGAAGCUGCUCAAGUUCAAGGGCCACGGUCAGAAGCUCGUGUUCGACGACGAGGGCAACGCGCACCCGAUCUACGAGCUCAUCGACGAGGAGGGCUUCAAGGCACAAGGCCCUGUGGAGGAGCUGCGUCGGCAGUUUGUCGAGGGCGAGAGCGGCAAGGUGGCCGAGGCGGACGUCGAAGACAAGGAGCUCGCGAGACAGAAGCGCAAGGAGAAGAGGGAACGGCGAAAGAUGCUCGAGAAGAUGGAGCGGGGCGAGGGUGCUGGCCCUGCCGGGCCCGUGGCACAACUGGAGGACGCAGACGGGGACGAAGAGGAUCCGCUUGCGCUGCUCCAAUCGUUGCCUAUCGCUGGUGGUCCUGGAAGUGCGGGCUCGGAGGAGGACGAGGAGGACAGAGAGCCGAGGACGAAGAAGGCGAAGAAGUGGUUCCAGGACGACUCGGAUGAGGAGGAGGUCAGGAGGAAGAAGGCCAAGAAGAAGAAGGGCAAGAAGGUCAUCGAGAUGGCCGAGGAGCCGGAGACGCUCGAGGAUCUCGAGGCCCUGGCUGCUGGACUGUUGGAUGGAUAAGAAGAUUGGGACAAUGAUCGCAUGGUAUAUGGAUUUUCUGAGCCUUGCAACCUCAAUCGAGUGCACUUGCCCGCCAUUGGUGAAGGUGGUUCGAGGUGUGGCAGUGACCUUGUGUGCAUCCUAUGAAACUUUCCAGUGCCGAGGUACCUG
Molecule: messenger RNA, 2577 nt
Organism: Cryphonectria parasitica EP155
Lineage: Eukaryota; Fungi; Ascomycota; Sordariomycetes; Diaporthales; Cryphonectriaceae
Product: DEAD-domain-containing protein
Exons: 2
Coding region: 1-2427 (808 amino acids)
Biological process (GO): rRNA processing
Cellular component (GO): nucleus
Molecular function (GO): ATP binding; nucleic acid binding
Source: RefSeq, a predicted model, not a curated record